CUUUCCUCUCUUUCCGCCCUUUCCGCCCUUUCCGCCCUCUCCUUCCUUCCCUCUCCUCCCUCCCUCUUCUGUCUCCCCCUCCCUUCCCAAUGGAUGCCUUCCCCCACUCCCACCCCCCUCCGGGUUUUGGUUCCUCGGCGGGGGCCUGCGCGUGUGGGGGAGGAUCGAUGUCCAGUUUCCCAUCCACUCAUCCCCCCUCCCCCUUCUCUGACUGAAGUCAUUCAUCAUGACUACGCUGGCUGUUGGCGUUUCCCUCUUGGUUCUCUCGGUCAUCGGAACAUCGGGGCUGCUGCGCACCGGGCGACGGGUUUGGCGCUACUUUGUGCCACUCUCCGGACGGCACCCUGGUGAUCCUGGCGCUACCCCUCGAACUGGCGCGACGACUCCCGAUCCCGCGGUGCCUGCCGACUCGACGACGCAUUCGACUACGUCGCCUCUUCACUGGGCUGCCUCGCGUGUGCCGCAGUCCCUGGCGGACCUUGUAUCUCCGGAGUUCCCGGGCGACGUGGGCCUGCCUGACUUGGAUGCAUUGCGUGCGCAUGCGGCCAGUUCUGGCGCUCCGGGCGACAUCGGGGGACCAGACGAGCAGUUGCUUCACCUGCAGCGGGAAAACGCCUCGCUGGUCGAGACUCUGCGUGAUUACCAUGCGACCGUUGGGCGACUGAUGAACAAGCACAAGACGCUGGCCGCCAGUGUUCAGUCAGAUCGGCAAGGGCUGCUGGCCAAGAUCGAUCAUCUUGCAGCCGAGAACCAGGGUCUUCGCGAGCAGGUGGACCAGCUCCAGCAGGUUGGGCUCCGAUUGACGGACCGGUUGGACCGCGCACAUGCGAUCAUCCGCAAUGCGGCGGCCCUGCAAUCCGAGGACGAAAGCGCUGUCAACCGGGAGAUGGCCGCCCUACGCCGGGAGAACGAGAGCCUCCGGGUAUUGAUCGGCAUUUCGGAAGCCUCGCUGGAUCGCAUCUCCUCGGGGUCGUCAUUGCCCGGCGAGGCGGAGGCAGUCUCCUCGUCUGCCGGUGCACUGAACGCCUGAGCGCGAGGAUUGGCAUCUGCGCCCUUCUGGAGAGAAUACACGCCUGUUUGCAUACA
This is a messenger RNA of Fonticula alba, 1086 nucleotides long. RefSeq lists its product as hypothetical. Lineage: Eukaryota; Rotosphaerida; Fonticulaceae. The record is from RefSeq and is a predicted model, not a curated record. The transcript is spliced from 4 exons. The coding region runs from base 227 to 1030 and encodes 267 amino acids.